Molecule: messenger RNA, 2232 nt
Organism: Populus euphratica (Euphrates poplar)
Lineage: Eukaryota; Viridiplantae; Streptophyta; Magnoliopsida; Malpighiales; Salicaceae
Product: alkaline/neutral invertase CINV2-like
Biological process (GO): sucrose catabolic process
Molecular function (GO): endo-alpha-N-acetylgalactosaminidase activity; sucrose alpha-glucosidase activity
Source: RefSeq, a predicted model, not a curated record
UUUCAUUCUUUCAACUCUCUCUUUCUCUAUCCUACUCGUGUCUUCUCCUUUUCUUUCUCCCUUGAUCGACCGUUUGCCGGUGAAAUUGCCGUCGCCGGCGAGAUUUCCCACCAGUCAUUUUCUCAUUGCGAAGAAACAAAGCAUUUUCUGUAGCAAUCAAGUAUUGAAAGAGAAAAACAAAUGGAUGGGACUAAAGAAACGGUGGGGCUUAUGAAUGUGAGCUCAGUGUGUUCAAUAUCCGAAAUGGAUGAUUUUGAUUUCUCUCGCCUCCUUGACAAGCCAAAGUUGAACAUAGAGAGGCAGAGAUCAUUUGAUGAGAGGUCUCUUAGCGAGCUAUCGAUUGGGUUUGCAAGAGGAAUUGAUAACUUUGAGACCACGCAUUCACCUGGCGGAAGGUCCGGGUUUAACACGCCAGCCUCAUCUGCUCGCAACUCGUUUGAGCCUCACCCAAUGGUGGUUGAUGCAUGGGAGGCUCUACGGCGGUCUUUAGUUUUCUUCAGAGGCCAACCGGUUGGUACUAUUGCCGCCUAUGACCAUGCCUCAGAGGAGGUCUUGAACUAUGAUCAGGUUUUUGUACGAGAUUUUGUACCCAGUGCCCUAGCUUUUCUGAUGAAUGGUGAGCCUGAAAUAGUCAAGCAAUUCCUUCUGAAGACACUACAUCUCCAAGGAUGGGAAAAGAGAAUAGAUCGAUUCAAGCUUGGUGAAGGGGCAAUGCCAGCCAGCUUUAAAGUUCUUCACGAUCCUAUUCGAAAAACAGACUCUCUGGUUGCAGAUUUUGGUGAGAGCGCAAUUGGAAGAGUUGCUCCAGUGGACUCUGGUUUUUGGUGGAUUAUUCUGCUCCGAGCAUAUACGAAGUCUACUGGAGAUUUAUCUCUAGCAGAAACUCCAGAGUGCCAGAAAGGAAUGAGGCUCAUAUUGAUGUUGUGCUUGUCAGAGGGGUUUGAUACUUUCCCAACCCUUCUAUGCGCCGAUGGAUGCUCUAUGAUUGAUCGCAGAAUGGGCAUCUAUGGUUAUCCUAUUGAAAUUCAAGCACUUUUUUUCAUGGCAUUGAGAUGCGCGUGCUCAUUGUUGAAACAUGACGAAGAAGGAAAAGAAUGUAUUGAGAGAAUUGUGAAACGUUUGCAUGCCUUGAGCUAUCACAUGCGGAGUUACUUCUGGCUUGACUUUCAACAACUGAAUGACAUAUACAGAUAUAAGACUGAGGAGUAUUCUCACACUGCUGUAAAUAAGUUUAAUGUUACUGAUUCAAUCCCAGAUUGGGUAUUUGAUUUCAUGCCAACUCGUGGAGGCUACUUUAUUGGCAAUGUUAGUCCUGCGAGGAUGGAUUUUAGAUGGUUUGCUUUAGGAAAUUGCAUUGCCAUCCUGUCUUCUCUUGCAACUCAUGAACAAGCAAUGGCUAUCAUGGAUCUCAUUGAAGCUCGCUGGGAGGAGCUGGUGGGAGAAAUGCCUCUAAAAAUAGCUUAUCCUGCAAUAGAAAGUCACGAAUGGCGGAUUGUAACUGGUUGCGAUCCCAAGAAUACUAGAUGGAGCUAUCAUAAUGGAGGAUCUUGGCCAGUGCUUUUAUGGUUGCUGACUGCUGCGUGCAUCAAAACGGGACGACCCCAAAUCGCAAGAAAAGCGAUUGACCUUGCUGAGACCCGUCUACUGAAAGACAGCUGGCCCGAAUAUUAUGAUGGGAAACUUGGCAGAUACAUUGGUAAACAGGCAAGGAAAUAUCAGACAUGGUCAAUUGCUGGAUACUUGGUGGCAAAGAUGAUGCUGGAGGACCCUUCACACCUGGGGAUGAUAUCUUUGGAAGAGGACAAGCAAAUGAAUCCUGUGCUCAAGAGAUCAUCUUCUUGGACUUGUUAAAGGGGCAUCCAAGCAAAGGAUAUGAAAGGAAGAAGAAGAAGAAGAAGAAGAGGGAAAGAACACGGAAGGCAAGAAAUGUGGGGUUUCAUUACAGCACCAUUCUUUGGCAUUUUGUCCUCGUAGGUUUGAUCAAACUUUCGGUUUUCUGUACUAUAGUUUCUGCUAAGACCAUGCCCUGCUUUUCUAAUAAGCGAUACACUCUUCUGUUUGUGUUGCAAACAUUUUGAAUGGCAUAUUGGAAGUGCCAUAAUUGAUUUAUAUUAAGGAGUUUUGACAGCAAAAAUGGAGAAGAUUUGUGCUGAUUGUUAAUCAAGGACUUUCCACUGCAAGACACUGGAAAAAGUCACAUGAUAUACAGACUUUUGAAUUCAAAUUUGAUGC